AUGACUCACAAUUCAGAGCUCAGCGGAAGACCCCACAUUGCUCGUUUGAAUGUUCGCUUAGAACCAACUCCUUUCGGUCACAUCCAUAUGAUCACUCGGCUACAGAGAACUGCAACUAAGAAACUGGACUCACCUUCUCCCGGACCUCAGCUGAACAAAAGAUACCUAAGGCCAAGAGCCAUAUGGAAUCGCGCCUGCGCAGGAGGCUGCGUGCUUCGGACCCCACGUUCUGGGCUAAGACUGUGGACCGGCAGCUGCACUGAAGUGAGGGAAUGGCUCCGUGCUUUCCAGAGUAGCCAGAGGAAUUGUUUGCAGUGCCUGGGAGGUGGAAUCAGCACAGAGAAGAAGUUUUGUAAAUGUAAUGAAUGUGGGAAAGCCUUCAGUUACUAUUCAGAUCUUAUUCGACAUCAGAAAAUUCAUACUGAGGGAAAACGCUGUGAAUGCCAUGAAUGUGGAAAGGCUUUUAGUGACAGGUCAACAUUUAUUCAACAUCAGAGAAUUCACAGUGGAGAAAAGCCUUAUGAAUGCAAUGAAUGUGGGAAAGCAUUUAGCCAAAAGAAGCAUCUUAUUCAACAUCAGAGGAUUCAUACUGGAGAAAAACCUUAUGAAUGUAGCGAAUGUGAGAAAACAUUUAGCCAGAGGACCCAACUCAUUCAACAUCAGAAAACUCAUACUGGAGAGAAACCCUAUAAGUGUAAUGAAUGUGGAAAAUUCUUCAGUCGGAGCACACACCUUACUGAACAUCAGAAAACACAUACUGGAGAGAAACCCUAUAAAUGCAAUGAAUGUGGGAAGGCUUUCACUUAUCGCUCAACCUUUAUUCGGCAUCAUAUAAUUCAUACUGGCGAGAAACCCUAUAAAUGUAAUGAAUGUGGGAAAGCUUUUAGUUCCUGUUCAUACCUUAACCAGCAUCAGAAAACUCAUACUGGAGAGAAACCCUAUAAAUGUAAUGAAUGUGGGAAAGCUUUUAGUUACUGCUCAUCCCUUACUCAACAUCAGAGAAUUCAUACUGGAGAGAAACCCUAUGAAUGUAAUGAAUGUGGGAAAGCCUUUAGUUGUUGGUCCAACUUUAACCAACAUCAGAAAACUCAUACUGGAGAAAAACCCUACAAAUGUAAUGAAUGUGGAACAGCCUUCAGCCAAAGCACUCGUCUUACUCAACACCAGAGAAUUCAUACUGGAGAGAAACCAUAUGAAUGCAAUGAGUGUGGAAAAUCUUUCAGUCUAAGCACUCGCCUCGUUGAACAUCAGAAAACUCAUACUGGAGAGAAACCUUAUAAAUGUUAUGAUUGUGAGAAAGCUUUCAGUCGAAGCACUCACCUUACUGAACAUCAGAAAACUCAUACUGGAGAGAAACCCUACAGGUGUAAUGAAUGUGGAAAAGCUUUCACUUGUAGUUCAUCCCUGAUCAGACAUCAAAGAUUACACGUUUGA
This is a messenger RNA of Gracilinanus agilis (Agile Gracile Mouse Opossum), 1434 nucleotides long. Its product is annotated as zinc finger protein 501-like. The record is from RefSeq and is a predicted model, not a curated record. Gene Ontology annotation, molecular function: RNA polymerase II cis-regulatory region sequence-specific DNA binding; DNA-binding transcription factor activity, RNA polymerase II-specific. Gene Ontology annotation, biological process: regulation of transcription by RNA polymerase II. NCBI's taxonomy places the organism in Eukaryota, Metazoa, Chordata, Mammalia, Didelphimorphia, Didelphidae. The transcript has 5 exons. The coding region runs from base 1 to 1434 and encodes 477 amino acids.